UUAUAUCAGUGUUGAAUUGGAUGCACUGCCCCCACCGCGUCGCUCCAAAAAUGGACUCGCGUUUUCCAAAUCGAUGGAAUGCUUUUCUCUUCAGAAGCUUCUCACUUCCAAAGGCCUGAGGGGAUACUAACCAUACCGAGUAAUCUUUGACUAGACUAAUAUGGUCGAAAAACAGACAAGAAAAUUCCACCCGCUGUCGCAGUACACUGAAUCUCCACAUGGAAAAUAAUGCACUCCUGUCAUAUUAUUGGCAGAACCAGCUGACUCUGCCUUCCACAGGCCACAGGCUUGAGAGUUGAGUAGCACCAUGCAUAUACGGCAAGUCAGCAUCAGAGUUGAACAUCAUCCGGGCAGCCAAAUUCAGUGCAUCGAAUGGCGUCCUCUUCUUUGACCAUGAGCGGUGCCAGGGAUUAAUCUGCGCCAUCGGAUGUCCCAUCGGACCGCCUGGAGCCCUGGACGCCGCCUUCCUGGAGGUUCAGAACUUGAGAAGAUUCAUUCAUCCACAUGGCCGACUCCAUGAGUCCAUGGCUGACGUUAGAGCAUGCGUCACUGGCAAGAGGUGACCAAGUUGAUACGCUGCACCCGUUCCAACGUCAGCUCGUCAACUCGACUUAGGAAGAUAUAGCACCAGGUGCUAUAUACACACAACGGUUGCCAUUGCACCGCCUCCAAGCCCUCCCAGCUUGACAAACUCCACUAGCACUUUUGCUGCCACAGCCGAUCAGCCAUGACCUUUGCAGGAAGCGGCGAUGGGGAGAGCGGCUCCGAGAGGGCGCACUUCGUGCUGGUACCGAUGAUGGCUCAGGGCCAUACCAUCCCCAUGACCGACAUGGCACGCCUGCUGGCAGAGCAUGGUGCGCAGGUCAGCUUCAUCACCACGCCGGUAAACGCUGCUAGGUUGGAGGGCUUCACCGCUGACGUGAAGGCGGCGGGCCUGGCGGUUCAGCUUGUGGAGCUCCACUUCCCGGCAGCGGAGUUUGGCCUACCGGACGGGUGUGAGAACCUCGACAUGAUCCAAUCAAAGAAUUUGUUCCUGAACUUCAUGGAGACCUGUGCCGCGCUUCAGGAGCCGCUCAUGGCAUACCUCCGUGAGCAGCAGCGCUCGCCUCCUAGCUGCAUCAUAUCUGACAUGAUGCACUGGUGGACCGGCGACAUCGCAAGGGAGCUCGGCAUCCCGAGGCUCACCUUCAGUGGCUUUUGUGGCUUCUCGUCCCUUGUCAGGUACAUCAUUUUUCACAAUAAUUUAUUGGAGCAUGUCACAGAUGACAAUGAGCUCAUCACGAUCCCGGGGUUCCCUACACUGCUAGAGUUGACGAAGGCUAAGUUGCCUGGAACCCUUUGUGUUCCGGGUAUGGAGCAAAUCCGUGAGAAGAUGUAUGAGGAGGAGCUGAGAUGUGAUGGUGAGAUCACUAAUAGCUUCAAAGAGCUCGAGACAUUGUACAUUGAAUCUUAUGAGCAGAUAGCAAGGAAGAAGGUCUGGACGAUCGGGCCAAUGUGCCUCUGCCACCGAAACAGCAACACAACGGCCGCAAGAGGAAACAAGGCGCCAAUGGAUGAGGCACAGUGCUUGCAAUGGCUUGAUUCAAGGAAGCCAGGCUCAGUGAUCUUUGUGAGUUUUGGAAGCCUUGCUUGCACUACACCACAACAAAUUGUUGAGCUGGGACUGGGACUCGAAGCCUCCAAGAAACCGUUUAUUUGGGUGAUCAAAGCAGGACCUAAGUUUCCAGAAGUCGAGGAAUGGCUCGCAGAUGGGUUCGAGGAGCGUGUCAAAGACAGAGGCAUGAUCAUAAGGGGCUGGGCGCCACAGGUGAUGAUCCUGUGGCACCAAGCCAUUGGAGGAUUUGUGACACACUGUGGGUGGAACUCAACAAUAGAGGGCAUCUGUGCAGGUGUGCCCAUGAUCACAUGGCCACACUUUGCAGAGCAGUUUCUGAAUGAGAAGCUGGUGGUGGAUGUGCUGAAACUUGGGGUAGAGGUUGGAGUGCAAGGAGUUACACAGUGGGGAAGUGAACAACAAGAGGUUAUGGUUACCAGAGAUGCUGUGGAGACAGCAGUGAACACCCUGAUGGGUGAAGGGGAGGCUACAGAGGAGUUGAGAAUGAGAGCAGAAGACUGCGCCAUUAAGGCAAGGAGGGCUUUCGACGAGGAAGGUUCUUCUUACAACAACGUAAGGCUGUUAAUUCAAGAAAUGGAAAACAAGACGAAUGCAUGUGGUUGAUAGAGAUUACCUAAGCUCGCUUUUUCGGUGUAAACAUGAAGUGAAACAUCCUAGAGUACAUAUAUCAUCAUAUAGAAUUUUGUACCAGGCUCACAGGUGAUUAUUUAGAGAUUAUAGAUGAUCCAAAUGAAGGGAAUAUCAAUUAUCCUCUCUAUUAUGUA
This is a messenger RNA of Aegilops tauschii subsp. strangulata, 2379 nucleotides long. Its product is annotated as UDP-glycosyltransferase 73C1. Gene Ontology annotation, molecular function: UDP-glucosyltransferase activity. NCBI's taxonomy places the organism in Eukaryota, Viridiplantae, Streptophyta, Magnoliopsida, Poales, Poaceae. The record is from RefSeq and is a predicted model, not a curated record.